AUGAAAACUCAAACUCCCGUGACAGCAAAAUCAGGAGCAUGUCUUAUUACACCAAUUUCAAGACCUGAUUGGGAACUAGACAAUCGUGAUGUACAACUACUACAAAAAAUUGGUCAAGGUAACUUUGGUGAUGUUUACCGUGGUGUAUAUAAUGGAAAUGAAGUUGCAGUGAAAACUUGUCGUGUCGAUAUGACAGCAUCAGAUUUACGUAGGAAAUUUCUCCAAGGUGAAACAACUGCUUUAAAUUUCAAUCAUCCAAAUAUUGUCAAAUUAGUUGGUAUUGCAGUUCAAUCUUAUCCAAUUAUGAUUGUGAUGGAGUAUGUUCCAGGUUGGUGA
Messenger RNA from Schistosoma spindalis, 336 nucleotides. The record is from the annotation of a GenBank genome assembly. Lineage: Eukaryota; Metazoa; Platyhelminthes; Trematoda; Strigeidida; Schistosomatidae.